GUUUACGAGUGUUUUGUAUGGCAUUGAAGGCAAACACGUGUUUGCAUUGAAUCCCGAGUUUGUGGUCAACACAUCCCCUCUCAAAGACAUCACAUCCUUGUUAUCACGUGUUGUUUCACUAAUACUAAACCCAAUCGACAAUGUCUUCGCUAAAGAGGGCCAUGAAAUCCAAGCAACGGCUGCAUAAAGAGAGACAUCAGCCCGAAUCGAGAAAACAAUUUGGAUAUCUGGAGAAGAAACAGGACUACAAAGCGAGGGCCAAUGAUUACCAGAAGAAGCAAAACGCGUACAAACUGUUGCGACAGAAGGUGUUGGACAAGAACUCAGAGGAGUUUGACUUUCAUAUGAUUAAAUCGCAACUCAAAGACGGCGUUCACUACGAGAUCCGCGACGACGACCGCGAGCUCACCAAAGAU
Medioppia subpectinata is the source of this 416-nucleotide messenger RNA. The record is from the annotation of a GenBank genome assembly. NCBI's taxonomy places the organism in Eukaryota, Metazoa, Arthropoda, Arachnida, Sarcoptiformes, Oppiidae.